GCAGGUACCUAAAUCAAGUUAAAUUAAAUUUUACGAAUUGUAUCGUAGUGAAAAAUUUGUUAUUAUGUAGAAAUUGAAGAAGAAGUAUAAAAUUAUCAAGUACACAAUUUUAAAUUCAUCAAACAUUUUGUUACUACAAUUCGAUUCAAAUGAAAUUUAAAUACGGUUAUUAUGAUGUUUUCGUACGAACAUGUGCUAAAUACCCUUCCAGAAUUGCCAUAAGACAUUAUGAUAAUGGUUUCUACAAAACUUAUACAUAUUCUGAACUCUAUGGAGUUUGUGAAUAUAUAUCCCAAAAUUUACAACAGUUAACAUGUAAAAAAGGGAUUAUUGGAUUAAUAUCAGAAAGGAACAUAAUCAUUCCUUGUGUUAUAGCUGCGGUUCACAAAUGUAGUACAACUUUUAUGUUUAUAAAUCUUCAGGAUUUCGAGAAAGUUACACAAAAAAUUAAUUUCAAGAUUUUAAUACACAUAACACAAAAUGUAGAAAGUGACAGUUUAUCAGAUUUUUUGGGUAGGAAGUCAGAUAAAACAGUUCAUGUUUUUAAUUUGGUAAUUCAUUUUUAUGACUUGGACCCAAAUGGAAGUCAACAUGAUUACAAACAUUUGCCUGAACAUUCUUACAUAGCAAUGACAUCAGGCAGCACUGGAGAGCCUAAGCACAUUCAGGUACCAGUACAAUGCAUGCAGCCCAAUAUAGAUGAUCUAACUAAACUGUUUGAUAUUACUCAAAAUGAUGUCAUAUAUUUUUCCACACCGCUGACAUUUGACCCUUCCAUGAUUGAAAUUCUGUUAGCCUGCAUGAAUGGGGCGUCCCUACUUAUUGCACCAGAAAAAGCUGAUGUGUUAUUUCAUGAAAAUAAUGAGAACUCUGUGACAUUUUGGCAAACAACACCAUCAAAAUUCUUUCAACAAUCUAACACAGAUAUUAAAUAUAAAAUCUUUAAUGCAAAAUCUACACUGAAAAUAUUAGCACUGGGAGGAGAACCAUUCUGUGGCAUUAAGAGGUUGAAGGAGCUAAAAGAUGUAAAAAAUAAAACAAAAAUAUUUACCCUCUAUGGUGUCACUGAAAUGUCAUGCUGGGCAUGUGCUGCUGAAUUGGAUUUGAAUAAAAUUAAUAGCGAUCGGGAAGUACCUUUAGGGAAAUGUCUUUCAGAGACAGAAAUUAUAUUACAACCUACCCACAAGAAUAAAAACACAGGAAAAAUUGUUCUUGCUAGCAAAACAAGAAAAUGUACCAUUUUAAAUAAAGCUACUGGAACAGAUGAAAAUAAUUCUUUAAAAUAUAUUGACACGGGAGAUAUUGGCGAAAUAAGAAAUGGAACAAUUUACUACAGAGGCCGUAAGGAUGAUAUAAUAAAGAGGUUUGGUCACAAAAUAAAUUUACAAUCAAUAGAGAUCACAAUCAUGCAAUGUCCUAGAGUAAAGACUUGUUCCUCUAUUUGGUUACCAAAGCCAAUGCUCCUGGUUGUCUAUUAUUCCUCUGAAACAUUAACAAGUAGAGAGCUAUCUGACUUUUUGAAGUGUAAGCUUGAUGAUAAGCAUUGGCCUGACAAAAUUAUUAGGGUUGACAACUUACCAAUGAAUCCUCACGGCAAGACAUCAAGACAAAUUCUAUCUCAAAUGUUUGAAAAGUCCCAAGUACCACACACACUGGAAUCUUUGACUGUGAUUUUAAUGAAAGAACUUAAGGUGACCUUAAAUAGAAACCUGACUUUUGAAGAUAUAAAAGACAAGGAGUUCUUCGCAAUUGGUGGUACAUCUUUUCUGGCUGUUUCUUUAUGUAAUAAAUUAUCCUUGAUAUGCCCCAAAUUUGGCAAGCUUAUCUUGCCUUAUCUUAUUACUGAGAAAAGUACAAUAGGCGAAAUAAUGCAGCUAGCUAUUAAGGAAGUAGGUGUUGAUGAAAAGAAUAGCAAGAGAAGGUUGAAGAGAUUGAGAUCCAACACAGAAAGUUCUGCAUCAACUGCUCAAUAUAAUAAGAAAUUAGUAGAAAACCACUUAGGGAAUCCUAUAGAAUUUGUAGUUGUUUGGACAUACGACACUGGUAAAUGUGUUGAUGCAUCUCCAACUUUAUUUCAAAAUGGUUUUAAUCAGUACGUGACCGUGGGCAGCCACUCAGGGAAAAUCGUUGUUGUUGACGCAAUUAGUGGUAUAACGCAAGGAGUUAUCAAAGUGAAAUCGAGGGUCGAAGCAUCGGUUUUUUGCUGUAACGAGGCACCAUUAACAACACCGUGUGGUAUGGUUGGUACCUACGAUGGUACCGUCGUAUGCUUCACGUUAGAAACAUGUGAAGAGCUAUGGCGUAUAAACGUUGGAUCUAUGAUUAAAAGUAAAGGAACUUGUUAUAAAGGAUGCUUUUGUAUUGCCGCCUAUGAUGGGAACAUACGAUGUAUUGAUAUUAUGUCAGGAGAAAUAAAACAUACAAUUCACAUAACAGAUCAGGCAAUAUCAGCCGAUUUAGUCCUUGCUAAAAAUGAAUAUAUUGUCCUGGGUACACUAUCAGGUGUUUGUGCAAGUGUACACAUUGAGUCAAAAAGUGUGGCUUGGCGAGGCACGCUUGAUAGCCCUGUGUUUGCAAGUCCCGUGCUUUACGACAAUGAUAAAUAUGUAGUAUUCGCGGAGGUAAAUGGAGAAAUACAUUGUCGAACAGUUGAAAAAGGCAUCAAGAUCUGGAAAUAUCAAGGUGCAAAGGGAAAUAUAUUUUCAUCUAUUUACAUUAAAGAAAUUGACAAAUUUAAAUGGCAAAUGGUAUUUGGUUGUCACGACAGUAAUGUGUACAGUAUCGUAGUUAAAAACUUUCAACCAAGCUUACAAUGGAAAACUCAACUUACAUCUCCAGUUUAUUCAACACCACGUAGUUUAAGUGACAAAAUGAUCCUAGCUGCCUCCAAUAAUGGAAUAUUGUCCAUCUUAGACUCAGAAAAGGGUGCUAUUAUCUCUGAAUAUCACCUACCAAAUGAAACAUUUUCAACGCCCGCUAUAUAUGGUGAUUACAUUUUUAUUGGAUGUAGAAAUGACCACUUGUACUCAAUCAAAUAUGCACUAUAUUUAUAAUUGUUACAUAAUGUUAAAAAUUAAACUAAAAUUGUUCUAGUCAUAUGUAUUAUAAAUAAUAGUAUAAAGGUUCCAAUGAAAUAAACACA
This is a messenger RNA of Vanessa atalanta (red admiral), 3142 nucleotides long. RefSeq names its product beta-alanine-activating enzyme (gene Aasdh). Bases 150 to 3053 code for a protein of 967 amino acids. The record is from RefSeq and is a predicted model, not a curated record. The transcript has 6 exons. Gene Ontology annotation, biological process: amino acid activation for nonribosomal peptide biosynthetic process. NCBI's taxonomy places the organism in Eukaryota, Metazoa, Arthropoda, Insecta, Lepidoptera, Nymphalidae. Gene Ontology annotation, molecular function: protein binding.